GAUGCACACGAAUUUAUGCAAAGGCUGCGGGCGGGGCCGCCCGCCCCGAGCCCAGGGUGCCGCCCCCGGUAUAAGGCGGCGGCGCGGCCGGGCCGGGCGUGCGGAGCUGCGGCAGCCCCGGGAGAGGCGGUGCGGAGCGGUGCGGAGCAGAGCGGCAGCAUGCGCGAGUGCAUCUCCGUCCAUGUCGGCCAGGCCGGCGUCCAGAUGGGCAACACGUGCUGGGAGCUGUACUGCCUGGAGCACGGCAUCCAGCCCGACGGGCAGAUGCCCAGCGACAAGACCAUCGGCGGGGGGGACGACUCCUUCACCACCUUCUUCUGCGAGACCGGCGCCGGGAAGCACGUCCCGCGGGCCAUCUUCGUGGACCUGGAGCCCACCGUGAUCGAUGAGAUUCGGGGAGGAGUGUACCGGCAGCUCUUCCACCCCGAGCAGAUGAUCACUGGCAAGGAGGACGCUGCCAACAACUACGCUCGCGGGCACUACACCAUCGGCAAGGAGAUCAUCGACCAAGUGCUGGACAGGAUCCGGAAGCUGGCUGACCAGUGCACAGGCCUCCAGGGCUUCCUCGUGUUUCGCAGUUUUGGAGGUGGCACCGGCUCCGGAUUCACCUCGCUGCUGAUGGAGCGACUCUCUGUUGACUACGGCAAGAAGUCCAAGCUCGAGUUCUCCAUCUACCCUGCCCCACAGGUCUCCACUGCUGUGGUGGAGCCCUACAACUCCAUCCUCACCACGCACAGUACUUUAGAGCACUCGGACUGUGCCUUCAUGGUGGAUAACGAGGCCAUCUACGACAUCUGCCGCAGGAACCUGGACAUCGAGCGCCCCACCUACACCAACCUCAACCGCCUCAUCAGCCAGGUCGUUUCAUCCAUCACCGCCUCGUUGAGGUUUGAUGGAGCCCUGAAUGUUGACCUGACCGAGUUCCAGACCAAUCUGGUGCCCUACCCUCGCAUCCACUUCCCCUUGGCCACCUACGCCCCGGUUGUUUCGGCCGAGAGGGCGUAUCACGAGCAGCUGUCGGUGGCCGAGAUCACCAACUCGUGCUUCGAGCCGGCCAACCAGAUGGUGAAGUGCGACCCUCGGCACGGCAAGUACAUGGCGUGCUGCCUGCUGUACCGCGGGGACGUGGUGCCCAAGGACGUCAACGCCGCCAUCGCCACCAUCAAGACCAAGCGCAGCAUCCAGUUCGUGGACUGGUGCCCCACGGGCUUCAAGGUGGGCAUCAACUACCAGCCGCCCACCGUGGUGCCGGGGGGGGACCUGGCCAAGGUGCAGCGCGCCGUCUGCAUGCUGAGCAACACCACGGCCAUCGCCGAGGCCUGGGCUCGCCUCGACCACAAGUUCGACCUGAUGUACGCCAAGCGCGCCUUCGUGCACUGGUACGUGGGCGAGGGCAUGGAGGAGGGCGAGUUCUCCGAGGCGCGCGAGGACAUGGCUGCCCUGGAGAAGGACUACGAGGAGGUGGGCCUGGACUCCUAUGAGGACGAAGAGGAGGGCGAGGAGUAGAGGCGCCGCGGCCCGACAGGACCUUGCUCCUUUCCGCGGGCCUCCCUUUGCGGGAGCCCUUUGCAAUAAACCGUUUGAGAGCCUCCGUGUCUGCCAGUAA
Messenger RNA from Anas platyrhynchos (mallard), 1606 nucleotides. Its product is annotated as tubulin alpha-4A chain. NCBI's taxonomy places the organism in Eukaryota, Metazoa, Chordata, Aves, Anseriformes, Anatidae. Gene Ontology annotation, biological process: microtubule-based process. The record is from RefSeq and is a predicted model, not a curated record. Gene Ontology annotation, cellular component: microtubule. Gene Ontology annotation, molecular function: structural constituent of cytoskeleton; GTP binding.